AAUUUGGAUGCGAUUGCUCAGAUUCGAUCAUAUUAUAUUGCUAACAGUAAAUUUAAAUUGCCACACUAUAGUAUAGACAAACCUAUUGAUGAUAUUAAAAGGACAUUAUAUAAUGCAGAUCUUUAUGAAGAAACUAAUAAUAUUGUCUUUGAGCAAGCUUUAAUGACUAUUAAUAUUAACCAGUCUAAUACUGAUGACGAUGAUGAUAAUGUUUCAGAAGAGUUUUUUGAAUUAGACAAUACUUUAGAUUUGUCGAAUUCAUCAUUUCGAACAAAAACAAGCAAUCAAUCAGAAGCAGAUAUUGUAGAUGAUAAUGAUGCAGGACCAAGCAACUGGUUAGAAGAAUUUAAUCAAGAAGAAGAUUAUGAUCCAGCUAAAUUAGCAUAA
Messenger RNA from Racocetra fulgida, 387 nucleotides. NCBI's taxonomy places the organism in Eukaryota, Fungi, Glomeromycota, Glomeromycetes, Diversisporales, Gigasporaceae. The record is from the annotation of a GenBank genome assembly.